Humulus lupulus (European hop) is the source of this 1982-nucleotide messenger RNA. Its product is annotated as structural maintenance of chromosomes flexible hinge domain-containing protein GMI1-like. NCBI's taxonomy places the organism in Eukaryota, Viridiplantae, Streptophyta, Magnoliopsida, Rosales, Cannabaceae. The record is from RefSeq and is a predicted model, not a curated record. The transcript has 14 exons. The coding region runs from base 36 to 1313 and encodes 425 amino acids.
UUGGAUCAGAGAUUUAUAUUUAAAUGUAAUGUAGCAUGAUAUUGGAACUGAAGCACAUCGACCAAAUGAAAGAUUCUCAAAAACUUAACCAUGUUUAUACGAAGCGUGUCUCACCUUCUUCAGAUCAUGGAAUCCAUGGUAUAUAUGUCUUUCCAAUAGGGAGCAAGUUCCCGUGUUUGUUUCGAGAGGCGGGAGUAUACACAUUUUCAUUUUCUCUUACUGAUUCAAGUUGUAAGCCAUUUGUCAAGAGAGUUAAAGUCAAGGCAUCUUCUGAGAUAGGGAAGUGGGCACUUUUAAAUGAUGAGCAGAGCCAACCUUUUAGUGUGAGUGUUGGUUCAACUUUGAGUCCUCUCUCAAUUGCAUGUUAUGACAUCUAUGACAAUAGAGCUCCUUUUCCAUCUAAUCCUGAAGUUGUUGUCAAGCUCGAAGCAGAUGAGGACUCAAUUUUUCAUGUUGAAAAAUUUAAGAGUAACCUUUCCACUUCAAAUAUUUUCCUAAAAAUUGAGGGCUUACUGAUUGAAAGCAAUGACUUGGACAAGAUCAGACCUGGUUACAAAGCCACUCUAGUCAUAUCUAACUCAGAUGGGAAAUUCUCUAUUUCCAUUCCUUGCCAUGUAACUCCAGGUUGUUUGAACCAUGUUAAAGCCCAACAAACAAUUUUGGCCGACCAACUUCUGCCAGGUUGCAUUGUUAAAGAGCUCGAAUUAGAGGUGGACCAUCAUGGACGUGUUGACCUUAGUGGCCUCUUGAAAGUAACAGCUGGUUAUGGAGAGAAUGUAUCGCUCUCUGUAUCAUCAGGCAAUAAAGUCUUUUUUAAACAAGAAUUUCAGAUUGAGAAAAGAGAACUGAGAAUCGCAUCGAAGGUACCCGAGAUUCUUACUGCUGGUUCCAAACUAGCAAAUAUCAUUUUUGAAACUGUCAACUGUGAGGGUAUUGUGGAUGAUACUAUCCACGAUGAAGAGAAAAUUGGUCUGUCACAUAUGCUAACAAUAAAGGCUGAUUGGCUUAAUUUGGGAGAGUCUGUCCGGUAUACUUUCAAGCAUGGGCGCUGCAUUGUUCCUGCUAUUCCUUUAUCUAAAAUUGCAGGAAACUAUAGCUUCUUAGCUAUCCAUUCUCGCCAUUCAAACCUUAGUCUGAACAUUGAGGUUCAUGUCAAACCUGCUAUACCAAAUCCAAAAGUGGAGCAUGAUGGAAAAAACUUCUCCACGGUCAUUGAAAAUAAUAAAAAGGUCUUUGAAGAGGACCUGUUAAAAAUUGGCUCUUUGAAAUAUAUGAGUACUGCCCUGUUUUUGUUUCUCAGGUUAAACUUGUAAAAUGUCUUGUACAGAACAUUGUGGUUGAUAUUUCGUUCAAUCGAUUGGGAGGGCUUUGUACACUAUGCUUUCUUGAGCAGGUCGAUUGCCUCAUUAGCAAAGAUCAUCUUUUCAAAUGGAGUAUUAUACUAAUUAAGGCUUGGUGCUAUUAUGAAAGCCGUAUUCUUGGUGCUCAUCAUGGUUUGAUUUCUACAUAUGUUUUGGAGACAUUGGUCCUAUAUAUCUUCCAUCUCUUCAACUCUUCCUUGAAUGGUCCUUUAGCAGGUGUUACAACCACUGGGGGAUGUAGAUAUAGACAAGCUAUCCCAGUAGGUAUUGGAGGUCGUCUGGAUGUUUAUACAAAUUUUUGGCAUUAGAAAAGCUUUUCUUCCUCAGGUGGAAACUAGCUUAAGUCUUAUGGUCUUAAUAAUAAAAGGACUUUUUUUUUACAAUAUGCAGGUAUAUUGAUAUGAUUUCUUUGGAGCAAUUCUUGAAAACAUUUGUAGUUGAGGCCUUUAGAAUGGAAGAAUGUAUUUCACUGAUUUUUGUAUACAUUUCUUGUUUUGUAUUUAGUGAUAAAGGAAUCUGAAUUGGGCAUAAAUUAUGUUGUAAUAUGAUUUCUUAAGCCUAGACUAGUAGAUUAAAUAUUGUAAUUACAUUUGAGUAAUUAAUAAAAAUCUAUUUAUGUUA